UUACCCAAUACCCAAACCCUAUUCACUUACCCGCCAUCUCCAAUACUCGGUACCCAAUACCCUCUUCUCUCUCCGUUCAACCUCUCGCCGGAGAUCGGCUACUCCGGCCUCUAGGGUUGAGGACGUGGCGGAUUUCGUCGGCGGAGACGAGGAGGAGUUCGUCUUUCUGUGAAUUUCAGGCGCCUGCCAGAGCUAACUUGGUCUCCAUCUCAAAACCUUCAGAACCGAUUUCCGGCGUCAACUUCAAUUUCCGCCAUUGUUUCUCUCCUCUCGCAGUCUGGUUGAUUUCUAGGGUUCUAUUCCAUCUUGGCUCUCACCAGCUUCGAAUUCGUACUCAAGUUUCUCUAAGCAUGGAAGAUGUGUCAUAUAGCUGUGCUAAUAAUGACAUAUAGCUGUGUCAUAUAGCCUCUCGAUAAUGUGAGGCACGGACAGAUUCUAUUAUUGUUCAGAGGUGAAAGAAGAUGAGCAAGUCUUCUGCAGGGGAAGGUUCAUCCUCAAAAGCGAAAGCUGGACCCUCACAGCCGGCAGAAACUUCAUUUAAGCGCAAGCGUGGAGUCUUCCAAAAAGAAUUGCAGCACAUGAUGUAUGGUUUCGGAGAUGAUCCCAAUCCUCUUCCAGAGAGUGUGGCUCUCAUGGAGGACAUAGUGGUUGAAUACAUUACAGAUUUGGUACAUAAAGCCCAAGAUACUGGAUCAAAUAGGGGAAAGCUAUCAGUGGAGGAUUUUCUCUACCUAAUCCGCAAGGAUUCUCCAAAACUUAACCGCUGUAAAGAAUUGCUGUCUAUGAAUGAAGAGCUAAAGCAAGCAAGGAAGGCUUUCGAGACAGAUGAAGAGAACCUGCGGAAAGCUUUUGAGGCGGAUGAUGAUAAACUGGGAUCAACAGAAUAAUAUCUACUUGGGGUUCUGUUUAACUUUCCUACGGAUUAGUAUCUUCUUUAGGCUGAUGAUUUUGCUGUACAUCGUAUGUUUGGUUAAACAAAUCUGACUAUGAUGCCUAAAAUUAAUUCCAUACUUGCACACAGUUGGUUUGAUCCCUA
Messenger RNA from Rosa rugosa (rugosa rose), 1036 nucleotides. RefSeq names its product transcription initiation factor TFIID subunit 13-like. The record is from RefSeq and is a predicted model, not a curated record. Gene Ontology annotation, molecular function: protein heterodimerization activity. Bases 462 to 887 code for a protein of 141 amino acids. Gene Ontology annotation, biological process: transcription by RNA polymerase II. The transcript has 7 exons. Lineage: Eukaryota; Viridiplantae; Streptophyta; Magnoliopsida; Rosales; Rosaceae.